Paramormyrops kingsleyae is the source of this 1737-nucleotide messenger RNA. RefSeq names its product lengsin, lens protein with glutamine synthetase domain (gene lgsn). Gene Ontology annotation, molecular function: glutamine synthetase activity. NCBI's taxonomy places the organism in Eukaryota, Metazoa, Chordata, Actinopteri, Osteoglossiformes, Mormyridae. The record is from RefSeq and is a predicted model, not a curated record. Gene Ontology annotation, cellular component: membrane; cytoplasm.
AAUGAACGAAGCAGGGGAUUCCAGUCUGAAGACGUCCCCGAUCCAGCCGGGUGGUCACCCACACCACCCCCGUCCCAGUACAGACUCUCCUGAGAUUUCACACAGGUGUGAGGCGCUGUUCACUGUACAGCCCAGUGUGAGGCGUCCAGUGGAUGAAAAUGUCACAGGAGAGGAUAGUGGCACCUCACAAGCCAUUGCACACAUAAAGCAGGUGAUGACCAAGGACGCCAUCAGCCUGGUCCGCUUUGAGGCCUCAGAUCUACAUGGUAUCUCCCGCUCCAAGAUGGUCCCGGCCCACCACUUCCAUGAGAAAGCCCUGCAUGGAGUGGCUGUCCCAAGGAGCUGUCUGGAACUGACCCUGAGUCCUCAGGACAAUGAAGUGGAUCACAUGACUGCAGCUGGCUUCAGCAGCGACGUGCUCCUUGUCCCCGACCUCCUGACGUUCAGGAGUCUGCCCUGGGCCGCUCAGACGGCUCGGGUGAUUUGCGAUUCCUGCUCCAUCACCGGGCUCCCUCUGAAAACCGCACCCCGCCAUGUGGCCAGUCAGGUCCUGGCCCAACUCCACAGCUUGGGUUUCUCUCUGCGGGCGUCUUUCUCCUACGAGUGCUGCAUCUUCAGCGUGCCUGAGAAGAUCAGCUCCAAGACGCUCCUCUUUCCAGGCGCGACCCUGUUGAGCAAUGACCUGCCUUUUUUCCACCUGCUGGUCAACAGCAUGUACCUCAUGGACGUCGACGUCGACAGCUUCGCCACAGCCAGCGGGCCGGGCCAAAUCGAAUUUUCACUCCGUCCCGAGUCUGGGAUCCGUGCCGCUGAUAGCGCCUUCACGUUUCGCACCGGCAUGAAGGAAACCGCACGCAAGCAAGGCUACCUUGCGAGCUUCCUCACCAACAGUAGUUUCUACAACUGCGGAGUUUUCUCUCACAGCGUCUGGGAUGCGGCUAGGAAGAGGAACCUUUUCCAUUCUGCUGGUGGGCAGCUGUCAGAGAUCGGAAGUAAGUGGCUGGCUGGGCUGCUCCACCACUGUGCCGCCUUAAGCUGUCUCUCAGCACCUAGCGCCACCUGCCGGCGAUGGCUCGCUAAGGCAGCCAAGGAGCCCCAACAGGCUGCCUACGCUACCUAUGGGUGCAACGACAACAGCUGCAGCUUCAGCGUGAAACUCCACGGCGACAAAGGGACGCGAAUAGACAGCAUGCUGGGCUCGGCCAUGGGGAAUCCCUACAUCGUGCUUGCGGCCACGGUGGCGGCCGGGAUGGACGGCAUCCGGCAAAACCUCAGCAUUCCCAGUGGAAACCUGAUUCAGCAAAAGAAAUUCCUCAUUCCCUGUAAACUGGAAGAUGCCCUGGAUGCUUUGGAUGAAGAUUGUGUUAUCAGGGGGGCCUUAGGAGAUGCAUUUGUGCAAUACUUUAUUGACAUGAAAAGACUGGAGAUGGAAACAGAAGAAAUGGAUACAGAGAGGGAUAAAUUCCUGGAAUACUUUAUUUAGGAUGAAUGUCACAUCUUGGGGCAUAUUUAUAUCUUACUGUAGUGAAACAAAGUAUUAAAAUAGCUGAAUAUUGAACAUCCACAAAAUAAUGUGUGCUUUUAAAAAAACUAAAAGAGAAUGCCUCUAUAAUACAUUAACUCUUCUGGCAUCAAUCUAAUUAGCAGCAAGAUUACUGAUCACUUUUCAUGACUGUAAGCAAGCUGAGGCUUCUGUAAAAUAUGAACAAAAGGAAACAUACCUCAAGUAACAUUGAU